UGGCUACUUUGGUAGAGCUUCUGGCACGAGCGCUUCCUGUUGGUUGGACGAGGGAGCGUCAUUUCCGGGCAGAGGACGGUCAGAGGCGAACGAGCGCCCACUCUCCACUUCACUCAGACGCCGUAGAAACGUCUCCGGAGCUGGAACGCCGUGGAGGUUGGGUAGACGCACGUCACCGGGAGCUUGACGUGGUUUGGGAGUAAAACCGGAGCUGGCUGUUAUGGAUUCCUAGCAACGCAGAGCCGGUGGAGCCCAGAGAAACUUUAUUUUCCAGCGUGACGGAAACACGGUUUGUUUGCUGAAUCCGCUCUACGGGACUGGAUGUAAUACGUGUUCCGCUGCGCUGCCGGGUCUUCGGAGCUGGAGCGGAGCUGCGAGACACCAGAGAGGAGGUAGCCACCUGACCUCCUGGAAAAUAAGACGGCAGCUGAUGACUCUCGGGCUGACGGACUUAGUGGCGCAUUUAAGCUUCUUGAACGAAGCGGGGCGAGCUUUCCACGAGGCUUCACCUGCUCACAAUUAACUCACAGGUGCUUUCAUUUACGGUCAACAGAAAUUAUUUUGUUCUGUCUGUGAAAUUCGACCAGUUGGAUGCACUUUUCUCCCUUAGAGCUCGGAUUAAAGUCAUGGAUACACCCGGAGACCUUGUGAUGCUACCGGCCGGUCAGAUCCCGCUCCCCCAGCCCGUGAUGCCUGCUCUGUAACCCCGCAUCAGCGUGGCGCCGCGUCCCGGUAGCACCACCAGGAUGAGCAGCACCGACUUGGAGCGCAUGUCGCUCAGCUCCUCGGCCAACUCGGUGGCUUCCAGUGCCCGGACUUUGUCCGCCAACGUCAGGAAGCUCCACAACGCGCUCAACCUCUUGCUGAACGACUUCGAGAGGGAGCAGUUCAUCCACUGCCUGAAUGUCUACCACUCCAAACGCAACGUGUACGACCUGGUGCAGACCCUCAACGUGAUCCUCAACGCGCCCAGCAAGCGGCAACUUCUGCCCAUGCUGCGGCUGGUCAUCCCCCGCUCGGACCAGCUCCUCUUCGAGCAGUACACUUCGGAGGGCCUUUACUUAAAGUCGGAUUUAGUUGCGAGCAACGGCAGCGCCGACCCGCCACCGGGAGACCUCCCCAGCGCGAGCCCGACGCCGUCCGGUCACCUGUCUCCGAACAACCCUCCCGAGUUCCAGGUGGCUCUGCGCGGCUCGCCGGACAGCUUCAGCACCAGCAGCGACGGGACAGCCCCCCUGGUGCCUCUGCUCGGCCGGAACUUCAUCCACGAACCGCCGGGCGAGCUGCGCCAGGUCACCAUGAAGCGACACAAGAGCAACGAGGGCCUGGGCUUCAGCAUACGGGGUGGCUCGGAGCAUGGAGUCGGGAUCUACGUGUCGCUGGUGGAGCCCGGAAGCCUGGCGGAGAAGCAGGGGCUCCGGAUCGGUGACCAGAUCAUGAAAGUCAACGAGAAAGUUUUUGAAAAAGUCACCCACGCUGAUGCAGUCAAAGUCUUGAAGGGAAGUAAAAAGCUGUGUCUUUCGGUGCGUUCGGUGGGCCGGAUUCCAGGCGGCUACGUCACAAACCACGUUUAUACCUGGGUGGAUCCUCAGGGUCGGAGCGUAUCCCCUCCUCCCGACCUGCCCGAGCAUCGGAGCGCCACCCUGAGGAGGACCGACAGUCAGCGGCGCAGCAACAUGCAGCUUCUGCAGGAGGGAGAUGAAAAGAAGGUGAAUUUGGUUCUGGAUGACGGCCGUUCUCUGGGUCUGAUGAUCCGAGGAGGAGCUGAGUACGCUCUGGGGAUCUACAUCACUGGUGUGGAUAAAGGCUCAGCAGCUGAGUGCGGAGGACUGAAGGUCGGCGACCAGAUCUUGGAAGUGAACAGCCACAACUUCCUGAGCGUCCCACACGACGAGGCAGUCCGAGUGCUGAAGUCCUCCAGGCACCUCAUGAUGACCGUGAAAGAUGUGGGUCGCUUGCCGCACGCCAGGACAGUGGUAGGGGAGACCAAGUGGAUCGCCAGCUCGCAGAUCGGAGAGAGCUCUGCCAACAGCAGCAUGGCCAGCUUCUCUGUGGAACAGGGAGCUUCUGCAGCAGGAAAGCCAGGGUUUUAUAAGGGCGUGGCGGGCUCUCAGCUGACCCUGUCCAGUCUGGUUAACCAGUCCCGGGCCAUGCUGGAGGAGCAGGCCCGUCACCUGCUGACUGAGGCUGAGCGUCAGACCAUGAGCUACUACGUGGAGGAGUACAGGGACGGCCACGUCGGCAUCGAGCAGCUGGUCAUGGCUCUGUUCGAGCUCCUCAACACGCACGCCAAGUUUUCUCUGCUGUCGGAGGUGCGAGGUCUGGUGACCCCACAGGACCUGGAGCGAUUUGAUGGACUGGUUCUUCGCCGUGAGAUCCAGGCUCUCAAAGCGAGGCAGGGAACAGCAGGAGCGACGACCCAGCAGCCGGACUCCCUGUCCAUGGUGUCGUACCCGGACACACUCACCUCUUCUUCAGCCAGCUUCAUGACCAACACCACCCUCAGCUCUGCACGGGAGAGGCUGCUCUGGCUGAUAGACAUGAUGGAGAACGACAGCGUGGCGGAGAGUAACAUGGAGGAUCCUCCGGAGAGUCUGAACACGUUGCUGACUGACAUCUCUCUGGAUGACGUUCAGUCCAGCACAACAGAGUCUCCCCCUUCCUUCAAGCCUCCCCCCCCACCUGGGGCCCAGAGGUACCCAAGCAGACGAGAUGUGCUGAUCAAGUGUCCCUCAUCAGAGUCCUCUCACUCAGGCUUGUACUUCACAGCCCCGACCGCUAGCAACCACGGCAAAGAGCCCGGAAACGGGCCCGCCUCGCCCCCGCUGCACCACAAACGAGACCCGUCUCGGGACUACGCCACUGUCAAAAAGAAAGAGCCCAAAAAAGUCAAAGUCACCUCCGCCCAGCUGGCAAAGGUCUCCCAGCUUAACAUUGGUCCUUUCCCCAGGGUUCAGUCCCCAAGCAGAGGGACAAAACCCGCCGCCCCGUCCCCGUCACCCCCACCGCCACCUCCACUCCCCGCUCCUCCUCCCCCUCCUGCCUCUCUUCUCUCUAAGCCUGUGUCCUUGUCCAAAUCCUCUCCGGCAUCGUCUCUGGCUUCCAAACAGCAGUUUGUUACUGUGGAGGUCUACAGGCCCAACGCAGAACCCGACGUCAACGAGGUCCGACCGCUGCCCCAAGCUCGAGGUGGCGCCCUUUCCCAGCUGUCCAACAGUGGACAGACCCUCAGCGAGGACAGUGGAGUGGACACGGCUGAGUCGGGACAUGUCAGUAAAGACAGCAGCCCGCUUUCCUCACGCACACGCCUCCCUCGAGACCCCCAGGGGGGAGGAGGAGGGGACACUCCCUCCAAACCGCCGGGGCUUUUGGAGCCUACCUCCACACUGGUGAGGGUGCCAAAGAGUGCCAGCACCCUUGGUAUCGCCAUUGAGGGCGGAGCCAACACUCGCCAGCCGCUGCCACGAAUCGUCACGAUACAGAGGGGGGGCUCGGCUCAUAACUGCGGCCAGCUGAAGGUGGGUCAGAUCAUCCUGGAGGUGAACGGGGUCUCCCUGAGGGGUCGCGAGCACAGGGAUGCCGCCCGUCUGAUCGCCGAGGCCUUCAAGACCAAAGAAAGAGACCACGUGGACUUCCUGGUGACUGAGUUUAACGUGGCUCUAUAGCUGUGAGCUGGAGGAGUGUGGGCUGUGCUAACACCCAGAGAAACGACUGAUUUAAAGGCACAAGUGUCAGACCUGAUCUCUGAGCCCUUCUUCUCGUUCACAAACUGACCUUUAAACACGAGUCUCUGAUACCCAAGGCAUUACUUUCACCCCGAACUUCCUGCAGGAAUCUCUCCAACGUGUUACCUCCCACUGUGAGACCUUUAUGCACUACGAUAGAAAAUAGUGAAUCUUUUCCUUUUAGUUCUCCUCUCAGUGUGAAAACGUGCGGCCGUUUGGACUCUAGCGGCUCCUCUCAUAGUACCGCCCCCUUUAUGUAUCUUUAUUCGCUUCAGUCUGAGAGGAAACUACGGCUGAAACUGGUCGAUGCUUGACUUUACAAGUUUGGAUUUGUACUGUACGUAUGUAAAAACUGAACAAAUGUAGAUACAGAUGGAUAUAUGCUGCACAUAUAAAAGUUCUCCUAUAUGAAUAAAACUAGAAAAACCCAGUGA
Nothobranchius furzeri (turquoise killifish) is the source of this 4159-nucleotide messenger RNA. It is a transcript of the gene whrna, whose product is annotated as whirlin a. Gene Ontology annotation, biological process: auditory receptor cell stereocilium organization; sensory perception of sound. The record is from RefSeq and is a predicted model, not a curated record. Gene Ontology annotation, molecular function: protein binding. NCBI's taxonomy places the organism in Eukaryota, Metazoa, Chordata, Actinopteri, Cyprinodontiformes, Nothobranchiidae. Gene Ontology annotation, cellular component: cilium; stereocilium tip; stereocilia ankle link complex.